This is a messenger RNA of Daphnia magna, 1202 nucleotides long. Its product is annotated as high mobility group protein I. The transcript is spliced from 4 exons. Bases 201 to 551 code for a protein of 116 amino acids. NCBI's taxonomy places the organism in Eukaryota, Metazoa, Arthropoda, Branchiopoda, Diplostraca, Daphniidae. Gene Ontology annotation, molecular function: DNA binding. The record is from RefSeq and is a predicted model, not a curated record.
CAGCCGACAGCAACGCCACCUAGGAGGACGCGGUAGUAAUGUGCGGCUCUCGCGCCGGCGCCGUUGGCUUCCCCCACAAAAGGUUGAGGUUUUAUACUGCGUGUAGCGUUAUAGAGCUCUGGUCGACGAGAUACAGGACGCGCCUGGCUGCCAAGGUUUUUAGUCUUAAAGAGUAAAGGAAUCCAACUGUUUGAUUAAAUAUGGCUGAUGCUGCAUCACCUAAGAAACGCGGACGUCCUGCAAAGAAAGCUGCCGAUGGCGAACACAAAGAGAAAGAUGAGCCCAAGAAGGCUGAAAAGAGGGCGGCUGCCCCAGCACCAGCACCGUCAUCAGGAGCCGAAAGUGGGGAAUCUCAGGUGAAGCGAGGUCGAGGCCGUCCUAAAGGAUCUGGCAAGAAAGCCAGUGGAGCCGCAGGAGCGUCUGCUGCGAAGUCCAAGGUAAAGCCCCCUGCCGGAGGUCGUGGCCGUGGUCGUCCCAAGAAGAGCGAAGCCAGCAAAAAGGAAGAAUCAGCCGAAGAUGAAUCCGCCGGAGAUGAAGGAGAGUCGUCGUAAAACAAACGUGUUCAGAAACUACCCACAACUAAAUUGGGGAGCUUUUUUUUUUUUUAAUUUUCAUCGUUUUUUGAGUUCGACAAAGAACACGAUUCGACGAGAUUAUUAGAACACGCCUCUUAAAAAAAACAAAAUGCAGAAAACCAUGUCGCGUCAUCCUUUUUUAUUUUUAUUUUUUUCUUUUAACACAACUUAUCCACAUUUCAUUACACCCCACCAUCUUUUAAAUAGUGUCCACCCCUCUUGUAAACCCUUAACAGUAAAUCGCCAACAUCUGCUCCUGUUUUUUUUUUGUUUUAAAAUCCUCCAUCCUUUCUCACCGUCGUCUCGUGUGCGUUCGUCUCCCUUUUUACUCUUACUAUACCGUUUUCAUCCCAACCUGAUGGUGUGUAAGUGCAGUUCUUAGUCUCUCCUAUUUUUACUUGGAUGAAUUCUUGGAUGGAUGAUACCCUCCUCCGUUUCUCGCACCUGUAAAAUCCCCAUCUCGGCAAAGAAACACAACUCUGCCAUCCCAUCCGAUUCUGCACAUCAUACAUUGAAUUCAACAACUGAGCCACAAACAUAUUAUUAAACAACGUUUCACUCGUGACGCUAUCCUCAUUUUCCUGGCCAUCCAAUACAAGAUUUCGGUUGAUAAGAAAACCAAUUCAA